UGCAUUGUUCUUACUCAUAUGACUGUACAGCAUGACCAUCACGGAAGUAGAAUCAUUAUCACGUGAUUUCACACAAUAGACUUAUAAAGCACUUGUAUCACCACUGCGCGGCCACUGCUUACUGGAGACAUACUGCCCACAUUCAAGGCAUUUAAAGAUGCUUCGUGCUGUUAUACUCGGAUGCCUUCUGGCAAAAUCACUGGCCUUCAAUAUUUUUCUCGACAAAGAGUGGCAAUCAUACAAAUUAGCAUAUGGCAAACAAUAUGGGUCCAAUGAGGAGGAACGCAGGCGCCAGAUCUGGGAGAGUAAUAUCAAAUACAUCGAACUACACAACCUGGAGGCAGACAGAGGACUCCAUACAUACAGACUGGGCAUGAACAAAUAUGGAGACAUGACAAAUGAAGAAUUUGUUUCUGUAAUGAAUGGAUACAAACAGAACGUAACAAGAGGUGAAUGUGGUACAUUUAACCCACCAAUGAACGUAGAUUUAUCGUCCAUGCCGGACUCCGUUGACUGGAGAAAAGAAGGUUACGUCACUGAAGUGAAGGAUCAGGGACACUGUGGCUCCUGUUGGUCAUUCUCAUCGACUGGUUCCCUCGAGGGACAGCACUACAAGAAAACUCAUAAACUGGUUUCACUCUCCGAGAAAAAUCUGAUGGACUGUUCCAAAGCUGAAGGAAAUAAAGGUUGUAAUGGUGGACUGAUGGAUAACGCAUUUGCUUACGUCAUCAGAAAUAACGGAAUAGACACUGAGGAAUCCUACCCGUAUAAACCAAAGGACGGACCAUGCGAAUUCAAACGACAAACUGUUGGAGCAACAGAGAAAGGCUGUAUGGAUAUAAGAUCUGGAUCUGAAGACGAUUUAAAAGCAGCCGUAGCAACAGUUGGUCCUAUCUCGGUCGCCAUUGACGCUGGCCACCCUUCCUUCCAACAUUACAGAUCUGGUGUAUACAGCGAGGCAGCAUGUUCCACCAUGAAGCUUGACCAUGGUGUCCUUGCAGUCGGGUACGGUACGAAUAUGGGCAAGGAUUAUUGGCUAGUAAAGAACAGCUGGGGCAGAAGCUGGGGACAAGAAGGUUACAUUAUGAUGUCAAGAAACAAGAAAAACCAGUGUGGAAUUGCCUCAGAAGCAAGUUUCCCUACCAUGUGAUUCGAAUGGACAACAUAAAAAACAUUAAAAAAAACUACAUUUACAAUCUCACAUAAGAAUUAUUCUUGACUAUUCUAUAUCCGGACACUUCUAUAUUUUGUUGUUUUCUGCGAGUGUAGCUUGUCUGAAUAUGUUAGAAUUUGAUCGAUAGAGAGUCUAAACAUUCCUGGUAGUGUAGUACUUGCUAACGAAUAAUCAGGCCCAAGCCUGAAAUGUGUGAAAGCCAGCGUCUCUAACUGGUUUUGCAACUUGACCCUAAAAUUUCACAAAAAAUCUUUUUGUCAUUUAAUGUAUUUGUCCAGCUGGACUGGAACAUGAAUAGAAUGUCACAUUAGUCUGUUCCUUAGCUUAAUAUGAUACAAAUUGUUUGUUGUUUUGUCGUCUUCCAAUUUAGCACAUUUGUAGAUUUGUAUAUGUAAUAUACUGUAUCAAAUGUAUAUCUUUAAUCUUGUUAUGUUGUUCUGGGAGGAUAUGUAUUAUCUUUGAUUCGUUUUUUAAUUACUAAAUAGUAAUGAAAAAAUGAGCAGCGCCAUGAGAAGACCAACAUAGUGGCUUUGCGACCAGCCUGGAUCCAGACCAGCCUGCGCCUACGCGCACUCUGGUCGGGACCCAUGCUGUCUGCUUCCAGAGCUUAUUGCAAUUAGAGGAACCGUUAGCGAACAACAUGGAUCCUGACCAGACUGCGCGGAUGCGCAGGCUGGUCUGGAUCCAUGCUGAUCGCAAAGCAACUAUGUUGGUUUUCCCAUGGCACGACUCAUUGACAAAUAGAUUUGUAGAAACGUUUUUCAUUGUUAAAACUGUAAACAAUAUUUGGUGUAAACAUUAAUACAUUCCAUUAUUAAUACAUGUAUUGUUGAAUCUAGCAACAAAGCAGGAAUAAAUUGCUAUAAAGGCUUGAA
Messenger RNA from Mercenaria mercenaria, 2049 nucleotides. Its product is annotated as procathepsin L-like. Gene Ontology annotation, molecular function: cysteine-type endopeptidase activity. The coding region runs from base 158 to 1150 and encodes 330 amino acids. Lineage: Eukaryota; Metazoa; Mollusca; Bivalvia; Venerida; Veneridae. Gene Ontology annotation, cellular component: lysosome. The transcript has 9 exons. Gene Ontology annotation, biological process: immune response. The record is from RefSeq and is a predicted model, not a curated record.